Messenger RNA from Papilio polytes (common Mormon), 879 nucleotides. Its product is annotated as lachesin-like. Gene Ontology annotation, biological process: synapse organization. Lineage: Eukaryota; Metazoa; Arthropoda; Insecta; Lepidoptera; Papilionidae. The transcript is spliced from 6 exons. Bases 1 to 879 code for a protein of 292 amino acids. Gene Ontology annotation, cellular component: neuron projection membrane. The record is from RefSeq and is a predicted model, not a curated record.
AUGACGCGUCUCGCCGCUUGUCUGUUUGGUCUUCAUUUUCUUUCCUAUGUUAUUGUAUGCCAUCAAGACAACAGUAACAACCGUCCUCGUGAACAAAGCACCGUAUCGGAAUCAUCAAGACGAUUUCGUGCGGAGUUCUUAGAAGACUGGCCGCAUACGCCCGGGUCACCAUACUUCGACCCCAGCACUCCGGACAAUGUGACCGGUUUAGUUGGACAUCCAGUGACUCUACUUUGUAAAGUGAAAAACUUACAAAACCGCACUGUGUCAUGGGUGCGUCAUCGCGAUAUACAUUUGUUAACCGUGGGUCGCUACACGUACACAUCAGACCAGCGGUUCGAGGCCCAACACAAGCCGCGCUCCGAAGAGUGGGCGCUCAGGAUACGCAGCCCGCAGCGACGUGAUUCCGGACAAUACGAAUGUCAGAUAUCAACCACUCCACCUAUCGGACACGCUGUAUAUCUCAAAAUUGUUGAGCCGGAAACUGAAAUCAUGGGUGGAUCGGACUUGUUUAUCUACGCCGGUUCUACGAUCAACUUAACUUGCAUCGUCAGACAUACGCCGGAACCCCCAAACACUAUAAACUGGACUCACAGAGGAAAGACCAUAAAUUUCGACUCAACUCGGGGGGGCAUCUCGCUGGUGACUGAGAAAGGUUUUCAUAGUAGCAGUCGGUUGCUGAUCCAGUCGGCGCGUACGUCUGACGCGGGCUCGUAUCAAUGUGUACCCGACAACGCGCUAUCAGCCACCGCUAGAGUACAUGUUUUGACUGGAGAGACGCCGGCUGCGAUGCAAGGCGGAGCACAAUGGAUAAGCUACGGCGUUCCCAAACUAGUGUAUAUUGCUAAUAUCAUACAAUUGUAUGCAUACGUUAAUUAA